UGUUACUUAUAACUUCCGGAAACAAUAUUGUUAUAUUAUCGUUAACAGGAAAAUACAAUUAGACGUAAAUUACUAUUAUCAAAAUGGAGUUUAGUUUCAGACAAUAUUUAAUUCUUGUAUCGAUAUUAUUUUCAGCGGGUGCUACAUUCAUAACAGAAAAUAAGACAACAUGGAAUUCAGCCAUUGAGGAUUGUAAAAUGGAAACUCCUACUAUCAUGUUUCAAGGCGAAACAAAUGACUUCCCAGUAAAGUACAAUUUGGCGGGUAAAGAUGAUGUGGAUAAUGUGUGGGUAGGAUACUUCUUAGCUGCUACGGCAUUCCAUUACAUAGGUUGUAUGGAAGCGAAAAAUAUGAAUUUCAAGGCGGAAUUUAAGCACAACACUCCAGGCUUGUGUUACACAGCAUGCAUGAAGAAAGGUUUGAUAGGCAUAAGUAACAAGAAAUGCUACUGUUUGGGUAAUGCUGAACUAUCAGACAUUUACACCCGGGAAUGUACCAAAGGUUGUGAGGGUCACAAUGACAUUGCCUGUGGUGGAGGUGGAUAUAUGUCACUUUACAGUAUUGAAUCGGCUGCUCAACCCUACAUUGGAGACGGGGAGUGCCUUCUAUAUGACAUGGACGAUGAUAUAAAUGAUCAAUGGAAAUGGUCAAACUGCAGAGAUAAUUUAAGAGUCUUAUGUGCAUCAAAAAAUGGAAACGUUAUCUCAAAUGACGAAAAUGGUUAAGAACAAUCAGCCAAGUGGAGGGAUGCUAUGAACAUUUGUUUAAAUAAUCUGAGACAUCCAACUUCUAUUGCACUGAUAGAAAAUCAAACGUUAUCAUUAUCCUCGAGGUCAUGGGUUGGAGUUAUUCGAAGUGAUGUCAUAUACAG
This is a messenger RNA of Ruditapes philippinarum (Manila clam), 871 nucleotides long. RefSeq lists its product as uncharacterized. The coding region runs from base 84 to 725 and encodes 213 amino acids. Lineage: Eukaryota; Metazoa; Mollusca; Bivalvia; Venerida; Veneridae. The record is from RefSeq and is a predicted model, not a curated record. The transcript is spliced from 6 exons.